This is a messenger RNA of Dovyalis caffra, 1554 nucleotides long. The record is from the annotation of a GenBank genome assembly. Lineage: Eukaryota; Viridiplantae; Streptophyta; Magnoliopsida; Malpighiales; Salicaceae.
AUGAAGUGCCCCUACUGCGCCGCCACACAAGGCCGCUGCGCUACAACAUCCACAAACCGCUGCAUAACCGAAUGCACAUCUUGCGGCCGUGUAGUAGAGGAACGCCAAUUCCAACCUCACCAUCUCUUCCACCUCCGUGCACAAGACACCCCUCUUUGCCUCGUUACCUCCGAUCUCCCCACCCUUCACCAUCACCAAACUCAAACCCACCAAAACGAAGAAGACCCAUUUGAGCCCACAGGGUUUAUUACCUCCUUCUCCACUUGGUCUCUCGAAUCCAACCCAGUUUCCCUCCGUUCUUCUCUCUCUUUUUCCGGUCACCUUGCAGAACUUGAACGGACAAUUGAAUUAAGUGCUUCUACACCGGCUUCAAGUUCGAAUGUUGUGGUGGAUAAUUUGAGAGCGUACAUGCAGAUUAUUGAUGUGGCUUCGAUUUUGGGAUUGGAUUGUGAUAUAUCAGAUCAUGCGUUUCAGUUGUUUAGAGAUUGUUGUUCUGCUACUUGUUUGAGAAAUCGGAGUGUUGAGGCCCUUGCUACUGCUGCUCUUGUUCAGGCUAUUAGAGAAGCCCAAGAACCGAGAACCCUCCAGGAGAUCUCAAUCGCUGCCAAUGUGGCUCAGAAAGAGAUCGGGAAGUACAUCAAGAUACUAGGAGAAGCUUUGCAACUAAGUCAACCAAUUAAUAGUAAUUCAAUUUCGGUGCACAUGCCUAGAUUCUGCACUCUCCUCCAACUGAACAAAUCUGCCCAGGAACUGGCAACUCACAUUGGAGAAGUUGUUAUCAACAAAUGCUUCUGCACCCGUCGGAAUCCUAUUAGCAUCUCUGCAGCUGCUAUAUAUCUGGCAUGCCAACUGGAAGAUAAAAGAAAGACGCAGGCAGAGAUUUGUAAGGUGACAGGUCUCACAGAAGUCACCCUCCGUAAAGUCUACAAGGAACUUUUGGAGAAUUGGGAUGAUCUGCUUCCAAAAAAUUAUACUCCUGCUGUCCCUCCUGAGAAAGCAUUUCCAACAACUACAAUUGCAACAGGCCGUUCUUCUGCACCUAAAGUUGAUCCAGUUGAAUUAAUAGCUUUGUCUUCCGACAAAGAUAAACAACUAGAUAGUAAAUCAAAUAAGCCAAGCGAGUUGGCCAGAGGCAAAGAGGAUGCUGAAAAUGCUGGUAAUUCUCGUGGGCUCCGUCUGCCUCCAUGGCAGAAUUUCAGGCAGCCCUGGCUUCAGUUAGUAUCUUCUGGAGUUCGGUCGGUGGGAGAUACAAAUCAGAAUGUAGUUCGAGUGGAUAUCAAUGAGUCGCAGCCUAGUCGUCAAGAGUUAGAAGAGAAGGCAGACAAGCAGGACACGGAUAAAGAUCCAACAGCUUCAACAAGGCCAAACCAAUUAUCUAAUUCCCCAGCUUCAGGUGCAAGUACAAUCUCCUGGUCAUUUCAGUCCACACCUUCAUCAGGGCCUUCUCCAAUAGUGCAGCCACCACCCAAGCUAGCACCAGGUUAUGCUGAGCUUAAAGGUGUUGGCAGUCAAAAUGGAGGUAAAAUUGGCAAUAACGGUGGAGAUAACAAGUAG